GAGAGAGGACACGUGAGCGUGCGUGCGUGCGUGAGUGCGCGCGCUCACCUCGAGCUUAAUAUCACAGUCAACACAAGAUCACUGCAAAAAAGUAAAAGCAGCCAGAGAGCGAGGCGCGCGCCCAAAGUCUCUGCACGCCUUGCACGCGCGGCGCCAUGGAACCCCGCAAAACUUCUCGGCGCGCGGGUUUUGCGGUAACCGACUGCUCGAACAUGGUCGAUUAAAAACAGAAGCGCGGAGGAUAUUUACUGCUGAUUAUUAUUUGUGAAGAUGGACCCGCUGUUCACUUACACCGACUCGCCCGGGAACUGGAGCGCGGAGAAUAACGGCACGGACCCGCACUACUGGAACCAGUUCACGCAGCCUGCGUGGCGCAUCGCGCUCUGGGCGCUCGCCUACAGCUUCAUCGUGCUGGUGGCGGUGGUGGGCAACGUGACGGUCAUGUGGAUCAUCGUGGCGCACAAGCGGAUGCGCACCGUCACCAACUACUUCCUGGUGAACCUGGCGUUCGCCGAGGCGUCCAUGUCCGCCUUCAACACCGUGGUCAACUUCGUGUACGCGGCGCACAACGAGUGGUACUUCGGCUUGGGGUACUGCCGCUUCCACAACUUCUUCCCCAUCGCCGCCGUGUUCGCCAGCAUCUGCUCCAUGACCGCCAUCGCCGUGGACAGGUACAUGGCCAUCAUCCACCCACUGAAGCAGCGGCUCUCGUCCACGCAGACCAAAGUGAUCAUUGGCGUGAUCUGGGUGCUCGCUUUCCUGCUCGCCUUCCCGCAGUACUACUACUCUGAUGUGGACCAGCUGCCCGGUCGCGUUGUCUGUUACAUCGAUUGGCCAGAAUACACCAUCAUGGACUUCAAGAAAAUUUACUAUGUGUGUGUGGCUGUGCUGAUCUACUUCCUGCCCCUGUUGGUGAUGGGUUGUGCUUAUCUGGUGGUGGGGCUGAACCUGUGGGCCAGCGAGAUUCCCGGAGACUCCUCAGGCCGCUACCAGGAGCAACUCACCGCUAAACGCAAGGUGGUGAAGAUGAUGAUCGUGGUCGUGUGUACCUUCGCCGUCUGCUGGCUGCCGUACCACGUCUACUUUCUCCUUCAUCAGUUCUUCCCUUUGCUAUUCGAGAAGCCCUUCAUCCAGCAGGUCUACUUGGCUAUCAUGUGGCUCGCCAUGAGCUCCACCAUGUACAACCCCAUCAUCUACUGCUGCCUGAAUGACAGAUUUCGUGCUGGCUUCAAGCAGGCCUUCCGCUGGUGCCCUUGCAUUCACGCUGACUCCUACGAAGGCCUGGAGCUCAAGUCCACGCGCUACCUGCAGACACAAACAAGUGUAUACAAGACGAGCCGGGCGGAGCCCACUGUGCUGGUUGUCAACAGUCCAUCGCUAGAGCUGGCGUCCAAUGGCUCAUCAUCUCGCAGCAUGUCCAAGACAGUGUCAGAGACGUCCAGCUUCUACUGUGCCAAUAACCUCCCCGCCUAGGAGCUCUUACAGUCAGCAGAGGAACGUGAUGAAGAAUGAGUCGGUGUAAUGGUACAAAAAAAAAAAAAAAACUGAUGGAUCCAUUUACCUCUGCACAAACAUCAUCUAUGUAUAAUUUUCUGUAUCGUUUUCUGUAUGAUCAUUGUGACAGACCAUUUUCAGUGGUCAUGGUGGGUGUAGACAGUUGAGGAACAUGCCAGAGAACCAGGAGUUUUAAAUGUUCCUUUAAGUUUUUUGAUGAAUCUAUUCACCUCCAUUUUGUCAAUUAUGAACCACACUGAUUGAGAAUUAUGGGCAGAUCCUAUGCGGAAAGUGCAGAAAAAAACAGAAGUCUGUGAAGUGUUCUUACUUAUAAAGUGUUGAUGGAUCCAUUCACCUCCAAAAUGAAAGAAUGAAUGAUAUCAGUUUUAUCUGUUAUGAACCACUCUGAGUGAGUAUCAUGUGCACAUCUUAUAAGGAAUGUGCCAAAGAAUCAGAAGUUUAUGAAAUGUUCCUGCUCAUAAAAUGUUAAUGGAUCCAUUCACCUCCAUAAUGACCAUUUCAUCUGGUGUUAUCGUAACUCAGAGGUUAAGGCUACUGCUUAGAUGGAAUGUUUAGUGUUCAAAUCCAAGCAUUGUCAUGCUGCCACUGAUGGGGCCAUGAUCAAGCCCUUGAACCACUCAAUUGAUUACAGUAUCUGUCAGAUGAAUAAAUGUAAAUACUAUCUCUGUUUAAUGUUACAGUAGGUACUAUUGGUAUAGAUGGCAAAGGAACAUGUUGAAGAACCUGAAAUCCUUGAUGUGUGCCCAGCUAAAUGUGUUAACCAGUUGACUUUUGGAGAGCUGGACCUUUUUCCCCAUACCAAAAACUGUGUGGUGCAAUCAUCUGCUAUGACACUAUAAUCUCUGUAACAGACCACUUUAUAGAAAUGUUUUGUGUUUGUGCAAGUGCCUCACAGUAUCUAUUAUCUGGUGUAGGUAGACUAUAUGCUUUUUUUUGUUGUUUCUUUUUCUAUUCUUCUAAAACCUGAUUCUUGCCACACUUUUGUCAAAGUUCAGCUUUGAAAUGACCGAUCAUGAGUCCCUUCAGGGACGUAACCAGAGACCUUUUUGGAAUGAGAACAGCGUCUCUGAAGCUUUGCAAACGGAUCUGGAGAACUGGCUACAGUGUAUUACCGUUUACAUUUUACUAGCAUGUAAUAUUGCGGAUUGUGUAUCGUAUACAAUGCCUAAACACACAGCCUCUCCUCUCUGUGUAUAUGUCUGUGUGAAUGUGUUUCUUUUGUAGCAGGGUUUGGGAAACUCUCAGUAACGUGAGCCUCGAUCUCUGAUCAGCUUGGUUUGAAAUCCACAGUAAGUACAUUUCUGUCCAAAUGACUUGCAGAAAUUAAGCAAAUUUCCAAAAACACAAUAUACAAUCCAUGACCAGCAGUCCAACUCUAAGGACCUUGGAGUAAAAUGCCUUCUGGCACGGUACAGCAUCACGCUGGGCAGUAUGGGGGUUGAAUCCAUGCCAAUCACUUCUUGGGUAGAUGAAAAAGCCUCGAAUAUAGCAUCUAAACUGCCUCUUGGCACAGACAGAGAAAGGAAGAAUAUUCAGUGGCAUUUAUAGCUGUGCCCGGAAAUCUAAAUCAGUGAUGACGGCCAGGGUUCCACUGCCAAAAUGUAAUCAGGGGUUUCUCUGGUUCAGAAAUGCUAGUAGCUGUGUGUCUUUGGCUUUGCUUUAAUUUUUGUGAAUUUGUCACUUAAAUCUGAGAAAAAAUUGUAAUGGGAAUGGUUGUUUGUCUCUAUCUGUCUACCUCUGUUUGUCUUUUGAAUGCCGUUGCCCUCCCCCUUCCAGCCAUUUGCCUGUUCUCGGCUUAAGCGGUCACACACAAAAUUAACUCUGGAGUCAGGCCCUGGAGUUUUAAUUUUAGCCUCCCAUCAACACAUGGUGCACCAAUCUGACAGAAGAGGCGGAGGAGUGGAAGGGAUUUGCUGGUGCUGUUGUGGGGUGGCAAUGAAAGACAAAAACUUAGAGGAGGACCGCUGGGUUUGGAGGAGGGGUAGCACACCUGUUGUUUGAGAUUAUGGAGCGAGGUAUGUGACAGUGGUAUCAGUUUCCUGGGCAGGAGGAGGACAUAGUUUUUGUUAAGGGAUCAAACUGUUCUGGCGCACUGAAUGGUGCUCAGGCAGAUUUUACGAGUGAUUGUGGAAUUUGCGGAGGUGUGGAGAACUUGGAGAAGUUGGGCUGGAAUCCUGGGGGACUUCUGCUUUGCUCCAGACAGUCUGGUCUUCCACUAAAGACUUGACUUGGGUUGGAGUUGGUGAAUAGUAAGGAGGUUGUGGGUGCAGAAACUUCGUCAUUAGUGGAGAGCUGGGAAUAAUAGGAAAUUAACUAGGAAGAAGGUGGAGCUACUGGAAUGGUCAUUCUCCCAAAUCUCAGUUAUAUUAAUAGCCAUAAUAUCAUGAGUUCAUGAGUAGGUUCAUGACAUAUAAUCCCAAUUAGGUCGAAUUCAGUCCAAGGUUAUAACAUUACAAAAUGUGGACAAGUUCAAGGGAGGUGAAUAAUCAUGCAAUGCACUGUAAACAUCUCUAGGUAUGUUCAUCCUUGUGUUGAGUUUUUACUGCAGGAUGAUUUUUUUUACAUUUGUUUACUUGGCAAAGCCUUUCAUAAGAAAUGUAUUUCUCAUAAAGCUGUAAGCUUUGUGGGUCCAUAAGCAGUAGCGCCUGGUCUCCAGUUGGCGUUAUGGUAAUGGACUUUAACAGAUUUUUCCUUGUCCUAGAGUAGAGCCCACACAGUCUGUGUAUCUGUAAACAACUUCUGUCAUGGGAUGCCAGAACAAGUUUCACCAUUUUAUAAUUUUUCAUAAUUCUCCCCAUAGCCUGUUGAGACCAAAUAGACAACAGCACAACUUGAAGAACUUCUGUCCUCUCUGUUCUGUCCUCUUCUGCCCUCUAAUCUUCAGAAGGGAGGGACUGACUGUUUAUAGUUGCUAUAAUGUAAGUGAUAACAGCAACUAACUUGUUUCAGAGACUUUCCACAGCAUUCAAUAUAACUGGUUAUAAAUGGUUAAAAAGUAUGUAAUAUAAUAAAACACUUUGGGAUGAGCUAUUAUAGGAAUCAACUUUGGGGUGGUAAGAGUAACUCUGUUUAUGUCCAGAACUGCAUAAUUUCUUACCAAAUAUGAUGUCAUAGUAUUACAGUUUUAGCUAGCUUGUGUUUAUUAAACCACAAUAAAUCUUU
Pangasianodon hypophthalmus (striped catfish) is the source of this 4677-nucleotide messenger RNA. RefSeq names its product tachykinin receptor 1a (gene tacr1a). The coding region runs from base 271 to 1473 and encodes 400 amino acids. NCBI's taxonomy places the organism in Eukaryota, Metazoa, Chordata, Actinopteri, Siluriformes, Pangasiidae. Gene Ontology annotation, molecular function: substance P receptor activity. The transcript is spliced from 5 exons. Gene Ontology annotation, biological process: G protein-coupled receptor signaling pathway; positive regulation of flagellated sperm motility. Gene Ontology annotation, cellular component: plasma membrane; sperm midpiece. The record is from RefSeq and is a predicted model, not a curated record.